AUGUCAUACAACACGGCACACGACGAUGAUGAUGAUCAGUCUGGAACACUCGUUCUACCGGAAUAUUCCAUCCACGGCCUGUUCUGUGUCAUGUUCACCUGUGCGGGAGAGUGGGUGACCCUGGGACUGAACAUUCCUCUACUGUUCUACCAUCUCUGGAGGUACUUCCACCGGCCCGCAGACGGCUCGGAGCUGCUGUACGACCCCGCCUCGGUCAUGAGUGCCGAGAUCCUCAAUUACUACCAGAAGGAGUCAUGGUGCAAGCUCUCCUUCUAUCUCAUCUCCUUCUUCUAUUACCUGUACAGUAUGGUCUACACACUGGUCAGUUUUUAACUCCAGGCCGGCCAUCGGCUGCCGAGUUGUCGGUGGGGCCUAGGACCACACAGGAUAUGGAACACGUGACAGACAAGCGGGGCCACGGUGGGGCCUGGAGGGCCGGCCUCUCCCUGCUGAUCUGUGAGGUAAUCUCGCUGCUGGCCAAAGUUCGAGACCUCGCCUAACAUCAUCUGCCCCUUGAAACCGAAUCUGGGUCCAACCACGUAACAGCAACAAGUCACCACGAACACGCCAGCGUCGGAGAGGGCGGCAGAGUGCGGCAAUUCCUGGCCCCGUUUAUGGACCUUUUAACUAUCACUAUAACUAGUUAACAGUGGAUGUUUAGCAGGUUAACUGUAGAGAUUAAUUGGUUAAUUGUCUUUUUUUAAAAUGUGGAUUUACCUGACUUGUGUUUGCAUCUUGCCUGCGUCUCAUGUCAUUAUAGGCCCGACCUCACCUCGGACAACCGGGCUGGAUUUGGAGCGGGAAGCUGUGCUGGACAGCCCAGGACUGGGGUCAGUUCAGGGCUCGUGGAGCCUUCGAGAGAUACAGGAGAGAAACAAUGCUCGGGCCACGGAGUCCAGUCCCACACUCCCAUUCCUACCCAAUCUCAUUCCUUCUUCGCUCCAUCGUUUCCCCAUGUAUCCCACACACCAGGGGGAUAGGGUUACAGCCAUUAACCCACUGACUCUGCAUGUCGUUGGGA
Molecule: messenger RNA, 1021 nt
Organism: Mobula hypostoma (lesser devil ray)
Lineage: Eukaryota; Metazoa; Chordata; Chondrichthyes; Myliobatiformes; Myliobatidae
Product: protein cornichon homolog 2-like
Exons: 4
Coding region: 1-333 (110 amino acids)
Biological process (GO): endoplasmic reticulum to Golgi vesicle-mediated transport; regulation of AMPA receptor activity
Cellular component (GO): COPII-coated ER to Golgi transport vesicle; endoplasmic reticulum membrane; synapse
Source: RefSeq, a predicted model, not a curated record